UUAAAAAGCAGGCGGGAAUCGCGCGCUUUAUUUGGUCGGCUCAGCUGCUGUGAACGAGCGCGAUGGUGCGGACUAAAGCGGAUAGUGUUCCCGGGACAUACAGGAAAGCUGUUGCAGCUUCCGCGCCCCGGAAGUCCCUCGGCGCGUCCGGAUCUAUGAACGCGCAGAGCGGCGGCGCGCAGUCGGGCACGCCUGCCAAAGGCAAGUACGCGGGAGGGAACCCUGUGUGCCCCAGGCCCACCCCCACAUGGCAGAAGGGCAUUGGAGACUUCUUCGGCGGUCCCGGCCGGAAGCCCGAGAAGGAGAACCUUCAUCCUAAUGAGGAAGAUGAAGAUGAUGAAGAGGCGGGCGGCAGCAGCAGCAGCGCCACUAAAGCUCCUAGGAAAUCAAGACCCAUCAUUGAGGAAGAUGAUGAAGAGGCGGGCGGCAGUGGCGUCACUAAAGCUCCCAGGAAGUCCAGGCCCAUCAUUGAUGAUGAAGAGGAGGAGGAGGAGUGAUCCCACAAUUCUCAUGAGUUUUUAGUGUACAUCUGUAAAUAUUUUUAUUGGAAUGUUGGUUCAUGUUGUACAGAAGUUUAAUAAAGUGAGUUUUUCAGAGA
Molecule: messenger RNA, 598 nt
Organism: Pimephales promelas (fathead minnow)
Lineage: Eukaryota; Metazoa; Chordata; Actinopteri; Cypriniformes; Leuciscidae
Gene: pclaf
Product: PCNA clamp associated factor
Biological process (GO): regulation of cell cycle; translesion synthesis
Cellular component (GO): nucleus
Molecular function (GO): chromatin binding
Source: RefSeq, a predicted model, not a curated record